UAUUUUGAGUAUAAAAGGAAUAAGGGUUAAAUUGAAAGGUAUCAGUUGACUCUUCUUUUUCUUGAGAAUCAUCCUCAAAUACCACAAUAAUGUUCAAGCUUUUGGUCGUCGCUUCUCUCGUCGGUUUAGCUGCAGCUGGAGGCAGCCACGACGUUGACGAUGCCUUGUUGGCCAGAGUUGCCUCUUUGUUGGGAGAUGGUGGUAGCGGUGGUGGUGGCGGUGGUGGAUUCGGAGGAUACUCCGGAGGGGGUGGCGGUUCUUCAGGAUCAGAUGGCGUUGAUGACGCUUUGUUAGCCAGAGUUGCUCAGAUCAUUGGAAACGAGGGUGGAUCUUCCUCAGGCGGAUCUUCUGGAUACUCUGCUCCAUCUUACAGCUCCGGUGGUCAAGGAGGUUACUCCGGUGGUGGGCAAUCUGGUGGAUACUCUGGUGGUCAAUCCUCCGGAGGUGGUGGUGGAAUCCGAAUUGGAAACCCAGAACGAUCCCAGGCAGUCGCUGAAUUCGAUCUUGGAGGUGGAUCAUCCCAAGGUGGUCAUGGAGGUUAUUCUGGCGGCGGUGGUGGGCAAUCUGGUGGAUACUCUGGUGGUCAAUCCUCCGGAGGUGGUGGUGGAAUCCGAAUUGGAAACCCAGAACGAUCCCAGGCAGUCGCUGAAUUCGAUCUUGGAGGUGGAUCAUCCCAAGGUGGUCAUGGAGGUUAUUCUGGCGGCGGUGGUGGACAAUCUGGUGGAUACUCUGGCGGUCACUCAUCCGGUGGCGGUGGUGGCGGUAUCCGUAUCUCCAGCCCAGUCCGAGCUCAACAGGUUGCUGCUUUCGAUCUUGGAGGUGGAUCCCAAGGUGGUCACAGCUCCGGUGGUUACGCUUAAUUUUUUGUACUCAGCCAUCUUUAUCUGGUCAUCUUCAUUAUACUUGUUAAAUAAAAACGCAUUAUAGGAAA
Messenger RNA from Folsomia candida, 931 nucleotides. Its product is annotated as loricrin. Bases 90 to 860 code for a protein of 256 amino acids. NCBI's taxonomy places the organism in Eukaryota, Metazoa, Arthropoda, Collembola, Entomobryomorpha, Isotomidae. The record is from RefSeq and is a predicted model, not a curated record. The transcript has 8 exons.